Molecule: messenger RNA, 885 nt
Organism: Arctia plantaginis
Lineage: Eukaryota; Metazoa; Arthropoda; Insecta; Lepidoptera; Erebidae
Source: the annotation of a GenBank genome assembly
AUGCCGGAUCUUAGUUCUCCAAGGAGUGGACUUUGCAACAACGGGGCUCAGGAUCUUAGUUCUCCAAGUAGUGGACUUUGCAACAACGGAGCUCAGGAUCUUAGUUCUCCAAGUAGUGAACUUUACAACAACGGAGCUCAGGAUCUUAGUUGUUCAAGUAGUGAACUUUGCAACAACGGAGCUCAGGAUCUUAGUUCUCCAAGUAGUGGACUUUGCAACAACGGAGCUCAGGAUCUUAGUUCUCCAAGUAGUGAACUUUACAACAACGGAGCUCAGGAUCUUAGUUGUUCAAGUAGUGAACUUUGCAACAACGGAGCUCAGGAUCUUAGUUCUCCAAGUAGUGGACUUUGCAACAACGGAGCUCAGGAUCUUAGUUCUCCAAGUAGUGGACUUUGCAACAACGGAGCUCAGGAUCUUAGUUGUUCAAGUAGUGAACUUUGCAACAACGGAGCUCAGGAUCUUAGUUCUCCAAGUAGUGGACUUUGCAACAACGGAGCUCAGGAUCUUAGUUCUCCAAGUAGUGGACUUUGCAACAACGGAGCUCAGGAUCUUAGUUCUCCAAGUAGUGGACUUUGCAACAACGGAGCUCAGGAUCUUAGUUCUCCAAGUAGUGGACUUUGCAACAACGGAGCUCAGGAUCUUAGUUCUCCAAGUAGUGGACUUAUGCAAACAACGGAGCUCAGGAUCUUAGUUCUCCAAGUAGUGGACUUUGCAACAACGGAGCUCAGGAUCUUAGUUCUCCAAGUAGUGGACUUUGCAACAACGGAGCUCAGGAUCUUAGUUCUCCAAGUAUUGGACUUUGCAACAACGGAGCUCAGGAUCUUAGUUGUUCAAUUAGUGGUCCAAAUUAUUUUUCUUGAAAUGUUAUUUUUUUCAUAUUUUUAA